This is a messenger RNA of Caenorhabditis sp. 36 PRJEB53466, 430 nucleotides long. The record is from the annotation of a GenBank genome assembly. NCBI's taxonomy places the organism in Eukaryota, Metazoa, Nematoda, Chromadorea, Rhabditida, Rhabditidae.
AUGAAAUUGGUGCUCGUUCAGGCUGUAAGUGAAUUUUAAAGCACUCAAAAUAGUGCUGAAAUGUUCAGAUUUGGAGGCAUGGGGACCGUACUCCUACUGAAACGUAUCAUAACGACAAGUUCACGGGUGACUACUGGAUCUUCGGAGGCGGCGGAUGGGGCCAGCUCACUCCGGUUGGGGCAGUCCGUGUUGCCACGUCACAAUCAAUUGAUUUCAGAUCGGAAUGAGACAGCACAUGGAACUGGGAAAGAAGAUUCGAAAUCGGUACAUCAAGGGACUUCCCUACGAGUUUCUGAGCAAACGCUACAGUCAGCAGGAGGUUUUCGUGAGGUCGACCGACAAAAACCGAACUUUGCUUUCCGCCUUCUCGAACAUGGUUGGAAUGUACGGAGCCACCGACGGAGAGAACUACAAUAAGGCUGGUGAGUGA